Symsagittifera roscoffensis is the source of this 798-nucleotide messenger RNA. Its product is annotated as glutathione peroxidase-like. Gene Ontology annotation, biological process: response to oxidative stress. Gene Ontology annotation, molecular function: glutathione peroxidase activity. The record is from RefSeq and is a predicted model, not a curated record. The transcript has 3 exons. NCBI's taxonomy places the organism in Eukaryota, Metazoa, Xenacoelomorpha, Acoela, Convolutidae. The coding region runs from base 170 to 649 and encodes 159 amino acids.
AUAUAUUGAGUUGAUCGCAAAUCAACCAACCAUUGCUAUUGCAAGUACAGUUACAAGGAGAAUAUUUGCAUUGCAUAAUAUCAAAAGUGCGGCUUAUAUUCUCAGUUGCAACCCAGUAUCGCAAUUUCAGUUGAAUUGUGGUUGGAGAAGGAGUUUGAGUUUAGCUAGAAUGGAAGAUACAAUCUAUCAGUUUAAGGAGAAGACGAUUGACGGCGAGGAGGUGACCUUGGAUAAAUAUAAAGGCAAUGUGUGUCUCAUUGUCAAUGUUUCAUCUAAAUGCGGUUUGACGCCAAUCAACUACACGCAGCUGAGUGCCAUUGACAAGCAGUACCGCGAGAAGGGUCUUCGCAUUCUCGGCUUCCCCUGCAACCAGUUCGCAGGCCAAGAGCCAGGCACCGAGGCAGAAAUCAAGGAGUUCGUCAAGCAGUACGACGUCAACUUUGACCUAUUCUCCAAGAUUGAUGUCAAUGGUUCAAAAGCGGAUCCUCUGUAUGUGUUUCUCAAAAAGAAACAAAGCGGGACUCUUCUCGAUGCGAUCAAGUGGAAUUUCAGCAAAUUCCUCGUGAACAAAGAAGGCGUACCUGUGAACAGAUAUGGUCCGAAGACGGCUCCAAACGACAUCCUACCCGACAUUGAAAAAUUGCUCUGAUAAAUAAGUUUGUAAAGAUAACUUUUUUCAGCCGGUUUGAAUAGAUAAAAUGUAAAUCUAGAGGCACAUUAUUUUCUUACUAGCUUGUGCUAUUCAAAAUUUUCUAAAUUGAUAGUCCCGUAUCGAAAUAUAUUCUUUUUCUGUGAUAA